AUUAUCUGACUUACCCGCAAGGAUAUAGUGACAAAAAAAAAAAAAAAAAAGAGCAACCUUCCUGUCUCGGGUCUCCAAUUUCCUUGACCAGAGCUUGAACCAAGACCAGGCGGGCAGCUUCUCUGUUUGAGCCCUCAGUUCUCAUCUGAUUCAAUCGCUCUCCGUCUCUCUCUCUACCGUGUGUUGGUUGCUGAGAAAGGAAAAGAAAGAAUGGGGAUCCGGUUCAUUUUGAUGGUGAACAAGCAAGGCCAGACUCGUCUUGCCCAGUACUACGAAUGGCUCACUCUCGAGGAACGCCGAGCCCUAGAAGGCGAAAUCGUCCGUAAGUGCCUCGCCCGCAACGAGCAGCAGUGCUCGUUCGUUGAGCAUCGCAAUUACAAGAUCGUGUACAGGAGAUACGCAUCCCUGUUUUUCCUGGUUGGAGUUGACAAUGACGAAAAUGAGCUCGCGAUUCUGGAAUUCAUACAUCUCUUAGUUGAAACCAUGGACCGUCAUUUCGGCAAUGUGUGUGAGCUAGACAUAAUGUUCCAUUUAGAGAAAGCCCAUUUCAUGCUGGAGGAGAUGGUCAUGAAUGGUUGCAUUGUCGAGACAAGCAAAUCCAACAUCCUCAGCCCCAUUCAGUUGAUGGAGAAAACAUCCUAGGCAAGAACUGAUUCUUGAUUUUGCACUCAUUGCCUUAUAUCUCUCACUCGGGAUUUGUCGCUCGCUUUUCGUAUUUUUAUGUUGGUAGAGAGCCCCAAGAACUUCAUGUCAUCAGUCAAAGCUCUCUGCUUACAACACAGAAUGUUUAUGAAAGAUAACAAUGUAUAAUUGUAACUUGUCUUAGUUGAAUAGAUAACUACGAUACUUUUUCCUUGUGUAUCAACUCUCCUGCUCUGCAGUUUGGCAUCGUGUUCUUAUUUUCUGUUUUUUUGUUUCCGUCUUUGAUAAAUGUGCACUGAUCUAUAGGAUCAGGAGGAAACCAAAUGUUUGCUCUUUAAGGAUUGUUGAGAUUCUCAACGUUUUGUUUAGCU
Linum tenue is the source of this 1013-nucleotide messenger RNA. The record is from the annotation of a GenBank genome assembly. NCBI's taxonomy places the organism in Eukaryota, Viridiplantae, Streptophyta, Magnoliopsida, Malpighiales, Linaceae.